Molecule: messenger RNA, 1602 nt
Organism: Zophobas morio
Lineage: Eukaryota; Metazoa; Arthropoda; Insecta; Coleoptera; Tenebrionidae
Product: cytochrome P450 306a1-like
Exons: 5
Coding region: 90-1577 (495 amino acids)
Biological process (GO): xenobiotic metabolic process
Cellular component (GO): intracellular membrane-bounded organelle; cytoplasm
Molecular function (GO): iron ion binding; oxidoreductase activity, acting on paired donors, with incorporation or reduction of molecular oxygen, reduced flavin or flavoprotein as one donor, and incorporation of one atom of oxygen; heme binding
Source: RefSeq, a predicted model, not a curated record
CAUCCUUGGUUUUCCACUAUUAGUAGUGUUAGUACAACAAUUUCAUUACAAUUAUUUUUAAGAUUGUGUCGUGCUUAUAAAACUGAAGAAUGGCAACACUAAAAUUAAAUCCAGUGAUAUUAACUAUAUUUAUUGUAAUAAUAAUAACACUACUUUUGAGGAUGAUUUUUCGCGCCAAGAAAUGUCUUCCAGGACCUUUUAAUUUGCCAAUUAUAGGUUACUUACACAAACUAGAUCCAGCAGGACCACACUUAACAUUAACAAAGCUUGUACAUCAAUAUGGACCUGUUUAUAGGGUUAAACUUGGCUCUAUUAACACCGUCGUCAUAGCCGACGCAAAAAUACUGAAGAAGUUGUUAGCAAAGGACGAAACACUUGGAAGACCUCCCCUCUAUAUUUUCUACACCGUAUUUGAUGGCAAAGGGAUUCUUUCAUUGCCUAUUGAACAACUGAAAGACCAACGUAAGUUUGUAACAAUUUUUUUAAGAACGAUAGGAGCCAGUAGAGUUUCCCAAAAUAAGAAAACGUGUGAGGCGUUAAUAAGAAAACAUGUUGAGGAAUUUGUACAGGUUUUUAAAAGUCCAAAUCGUUGUGUGUCAAUGGAUCCUUCAGAAUAUGUAUCCCGUUGUGUUAGUAAUAUCGCUGGUAUGAUACUUCUGGGCAAAUCGUUUUCGUUGGACGACAAGACUGUUACCGAUUUAGCAGAGAACCUUGAUAAAGUAAUUGAAGCCAUAGCUUUUGGAGGACCAUUAAAUUUUUUGCCAUUUUUACAUUUCUUACCAAUGUUUAAAAGAACACUAACUUCACUAAAAAAGUCUGUUCAUAUAAUUCGUGAUGUUCAAAAGAAACUUAUAAAUGAAUGCCAAGAGUCCAUGUCCAGGGUCAAAACUGAUGUUCCAACUAGUCUUAUUCAAGCAUUUCUCCUCCAGAUGUCUAGAGGCAGCCCUGAACACAUUUACAACCAUAAUCAACUUCACUACCUUUUAUUUGACAUUUAUAUUGCUUUCACGGAAACCACCAAAACAUCCUUUGGUUGGAUUUUACUAUAUCUGGCCCAGUAUGAACAAGUGCAAAAUAAAAUACGACAAGAACUUCUAGAAGUAGUGCAAGAUAAAACAGUAGAAAUGGAUGAUUUUGUGAACUUACACUAUACUAAAGCAGCUAUUGCUGAAGUGGCUAGAAUUAGAACUGUAGCACCAUUUGGAAUACCACAAUGGGUAUCCGCAAAUGUUUGUGUGGAAGGUUACACGAUUCCGAAAGAUACAAUGAUAAUGCCUUUAUUAUGGGCAAUCCACAUGGAUCCAAAAGUUUACAAAGAACCGGAAGAAUUUCGCCCGGAAAGAUUUCUGAACGAUGAUGCAAAAUUCAUCAAACCGGAAUCAUUCCUUCCUUUUCAGACCGGUAAAAGAAUGUGUAUUGGAGAAGAAAUAGCAACGAUGAUGAUGUACAUAUUUGUUGUCAUUGUGGUGAAGAAUUUUAAGCUUGCACCACCUGAUUUCGCUUCGAUAGAUUUCACUGGCAUAACUAAGGCUUCUCUCGCUCCAAAACCACAAGAAAUAAUGUUUACAAAGAUAUAAAUGUGUAUAUAAUUAACAAAAUUAG